Molecule: messenger RNA, 604 nt
Organism: Brassica napus (rape)
Lineage: Eukaryota; Viridiplantae; Streptophyta; Magnoliopsida; Brassicales; Brassicaceae
Product: ribulose bisphosphate carboxylase/oxygenase activase, chloroplastic-like
Exons: 2
Coding region: 104-589 (161 amino acids)
Cellular component (GO): thylakoid; chloroplast stroma
Molecular function (GO): ribulose-1,5-bisphosphate carboxylase/oxygenase activator activity
Source: RefSeq, a predicted model, not a curated record
AGUCUCCACAGCAUGAUAAAAGCCACUACGAUUGCGUGUCCCCAUCAUCGUCACCGGUAACGAUUUCUCCACCCUCUACGCUCCUCUCAUCCGUGAUGGACGUAUGGAGAAGUUCUACUGGGCCCCCACCCGUGAGGACCGUAUCGGUGUCUGCAAGGGUAUCUUCAGGACCGACAAGAUCAAGGAUGAAGACAUUGUCACGCUUGUUGACCAGUUCCCUGGCCAAUCCAUCGAUUUCUAUGGUGCAUUGAGGGUGAGAGUGUACGAUGAUGAGGUGAGGAAGUUCGUUGAGGGACUAGGAGUGGAGAAGAUAAGCAAGAGGCUGGUGAACUCGAGGGAAGGUCCUCCAGUGUUCGAGCAGCCGGAGAUGACUCUUGAGAAGCUUAUGGAGUAUGGUAACAUGCUUGUGAUGGAGCAAGAGAACGUCAAGAGACCAGUCUUUGCGGAUACCCGCGCGUCCCGCAGGAUACACCGAACCCAUCCCGCUUCUGGCCCGAUCCCGCACAAGCUCAUCCCGCGAAGCCCGCUAAAAAUUCGGGCCUGGAUCUUAGUAACCAAUCCCGCCCCGCAACAGGUCCAAACGGGCUAGGCCCGCGGACAGGUU